AUGACAGACUCCUCAUAUACUGGAAUUGAUUUAGGAAGUUGUACAAUUGAAGUUGCAUAUUUUAAAGUUAAUAAUAGAAUAGUUGAAAAUGCAAAGUUUAGUACAGGGAAAUGUUAUUAUCCAACAUUCUAUGGAUAUAAUGCUAAAACAAAAAAAGAGUUAUAUGGUGAUGAAGCUAAACGAGCAUUAUCUAAAAAAGGAGUAACAGUUGCUUAUGAAUUUAAGAGAUUUAUUGGAAAAUUAUUUGAUGAUAAAGUUAUUGAAAAAGAUAUUAAAAGAGUUCCAUAUAAGGCAGUUAAGAUGGAUGACUCAUCCAUUGGUAUUCAAAUGGAUGUAGGAAAAAUUAUGUCUCCAAUAGAAAUAUAUUCUAAAUUAUUAAAGGCAGCUAUAGAUGACUUAAAAACUAAUCAAAUUAGUCUUGAAAAUGUUGUUGUUACUGUUCCACUUUCUUUUGGUGAAAAUGAAAGAGAAGCAAUUAAACACUUAUUUGACGAUUUUUCACUUGACAACUUAGAAGUACUAAAUGAGUCAACAGCAGCUGCAAUUGACUUUGGAUAUGGUGAUUUUAAAAACCAAAAAAAAGAUGGUAAUUUUGUUGUAUUUGAUUAUGGAGGAGGGACAUUAGAUAUUAGUGUUAUUCAAUACGUUCUUGACAACAAGACAAAUAAACACAAUUUUAAUGUUUUAGUUCAUGGCGGUCUCAUGAAUAAUGGUGGUAGUGAUAUAGAUGAAUUAAUUGCAAAACACGUAAUUUCAGAAAUAGAAGAAGGCAUCUAUGAACUAGAUGACAUUGAUGAAGAAAUUGAUUUCCUCCAGUCUAAGAUUGGAAAGUCUAAACUCAAAGUUGAGUGUGAAAAAUGUAAAAUUGUUCUUUCUUCUCAAAAUUCGUAUACCUUCACAUUACCACAAUCUGAUGAAGAUGCUAGUGAAGUUGAAUUUACCAUUUCUCGUGAAGAAUUUGAAAAAAUUUGUUCCCCUCUUUUUAAAGAAGCUGUUAAUGAAUUAAUUGCAGUUAUUGAUAAGGCAAAUGUUCCAAUUAAUGAAAUUCUUAUGGUAGGUGGUACUUCUUCUAUUCCAUUCAUUUCUCAAAUGAUUCAACAAAGUACUGGUGUAAAACCAAUUGUUUCUGACCAUCCAUUAUUUUCAGUUUCAAGAGGGGCUGCACUUAAAAGUGCAGAAUUUCCGAUUAAUUUAUCUAGUACAGAAGUUGCUACUUAUUCAGUUGGAAUUGCAACAUAUAAUCAAUUACUUGGAAUUAGAACAGUUCAAACAAUUAUUCCUCAACAAAGUAAAUUACCAUGUAAAAACAAAUUUGAAUUUGUGGUACCUAACGAAAAUCAGAAAACUAUUCAACUUGAUUUAUAUAGAGAUACAAGUAUUCCAAUUCCAAGUAAAUUUAUUGGAAGUGUGUGCGUUGAUAUUAUGGAUAAGUGUCAUAAAGGAGAUAGAGUUGAUUUGUUAAUCAAAAUGAAUCCUGAAGGAAUAUUAAAUAUAACUAUUGAAUUACCACAAUCACUUCUAUCUUCUAAAUAUGAAGCGGAAGUAAAAAUUAAGCACAGAUAA
Molecule: messenger RNA, 1563 nt
Organism: Entamoeba nuttalli P19
Lineage: Eukaryota; Evosea; Mastigamoebida; Endamoebidae
Product: heat shock protein 70, putative
Exons: 1
Coding region: 1-1563 (520 amino acids)
Biological process (GO): cellular response to unfolded protein; protein refolding
Cellular component (GO): cytoplasm
Molecular function (GO): ATP binding; ATP hydrolysis activity; ATP-dependent protein folding chaperone
Source: RefSeq, a predicted model, not a curated record